Messenger RNA from Emys orbicularis (European pond turtle), 2787 nucleotides. It is a transcript of the gene AKT1, whose product is annotated as AKT serine/threonine kinase 1. Gene Ontology annotation, biological process: protein phosphorylation. Gene Ontology annotation, molecular function: ATP binding; protein serine/threonine kinase activity. The transcript is spliced from 11 exons. NCBI's taxonomy places the organism in Eukaryota, Metazoa, Chordata, Testudines, Emydidae. The record is from RefSeq and is a predicted model, not a curated record. Bases 12 to 1268 code for a protein of 418 amino acids. Gene Ontology annotation, cellular component: cytoplasm; nucleus.
AAUGCCAGCUGAUGAAGACAGAACGACCUAAACCAAACACAUUCAUCAUUAGAUGCCUCCAGUGGACUACAGUAAUUGAAAGAACGUUUCAUGUGGAGACUCCAGAGGAGCGGGAAGAAUGGACAAAAGCCAUCCAAACAGUAGCAGACAGCCUUAAGAAACAGGAGGAGGAAAUGAUGGAUUUUAGAUCUGGUUCCCCUAGUGAUAAUUCAGGUGCUGAAGAAAUGGAAGUUUCUAUGACAAAACCAAAACAUAAAGUGACCAUGAAUGAGUUUGAAUACCUUAAACUACUGGGAAAAGGCACUUUUGGGAAGGUCAUUCUAGUUAAAGAAAAAGCAACUGGACGAUAUUAUGCUAUGAAAAUCUUGAAGAAGGAAGUUAUUGUUGCAAAGGAUGAAGUAGCGCACACGCUGACAGAAAACCGCGUUUUACAGAAUUCUAGGCAUCCAUUCUUAACAGCUUUAAAGUAUUCCUUUCAGACACAUGAUCGUUUGUGUUUUGUUAUGGAGUAUGCUAAUGGAGGAGAGUUGUUUUUCCAUCUGUCAAGAGAGCGUGUCUUUUCUGAAGACCGGGCUCGAUUUUAUGGAGCUGAGAUUGUAUCAGCACUGGAUUACCUGCAUUCAGAGAAGAAUGUGGUUUAUAGAGAUUUAAAGUUGGAAAAUCUUAUGCUGGAUAAAGAUGGACACAUAAAAAUAACAGACUUUGGGCUAUGCAAAGAAGGUAUCAAGGAUGGAGCAACAAUGAAGACUUUCUGUGGCACUCCAGAAUAUCUUGCACCAGAGGUGCUGGAAGAUAAUGACUAUGGUCGUGCAGUGGACUGGUGGGGCUUAGGAGUCGUAAUGUAUGAAAUGAUGUGUGGCCGGCUCCCUUUCUACAAUCAGGACCAUGAGAAGCUCUUUGAACUUAUCCUCAUGGAGGAGAUUAGGUUUCCACGCACUUUGUCACCUGAAGCAAAAUCUCUUCUGUCAGGUUUGCUGAAGAAGGAUCCUAAGCAAAGGUUAGGUGGUGGCUCUGAUGACGCAAAGGAGAUUAUGCAACACAAAUUUUUUUCUGGCAUUGUUUGGCAAGACGUAUAUGAGAAAAAGCUUAUACCUCCAUUUAAACCACAAGUUACAUCUGAAACAGACACAAGGUAUUUUGAUGAAGAAUUUACAGCACAGAUGAUUACAAUCACUCCACCUGACCAAGAUGACAGUAUGGAUUGUGUAGAUAAUGAGAGAAGACCUCAUUUUCCUCAGUUCUCCUAUUCAGCCAGUGGAACAGCUUAAUGUUUUGCCUUUUUUCCCAUUCAGAAACAAAACAGACUACAUUUUGGGGACCUUACUUCAAUGGACACUAGAAAACUGUCUAUAGUAUCUGAAUUACAAACUAUGUUUGUACUACAAUUUACAUGAAUUUGUCGGAAGCCUCACAGAUUCUGUAUUUAAAACAAUUCUCUGAUGCAUUUUUGAGAAGAAAACAUUUAAGAAUGGAUUUGUUUAAGUCAAACUUUUAUGCUGAAUGACUAGGUUUUUAAGAAUACGCACCAAAACGGUUUACAUUAGAAAUAAUUAAGAUAUUCAACAUAUCAGCAACUCUGACCAGAAAAAUCCCCUUAUUUUAUUUAUUUCAUACAGUUCAUUAUCUAAAUAUAGAAUCUGCACUCUGAACAAUUAGAUUUAUUUAGGAAGCUAUAAAGACUUUAGUAGCUAGUGCAAUAAUAUAAGCAACAAAGUGAACAAACUCUGGAGAGUUAAAGGUUCAAACUCACUUUGGACAGCAAUGAAGUGUCAUCCUACUCCAGAAAAUCAACUAUAGGAACAGCAUUAAUGGCCUCAGUGAGGUAGUUCAAAAAGCAAGUUAUUUUGUUAUAACAUCUGCUACAAGACAUUAUGUAUCAAAUUGAAUUCUGUGGAAUCUAGUCCAUUUCUACAUCGCACAGAUGAGUAUUCCAUUCAAGAUAGUGCAUUUAAUUAUUCCAUUUGUCUAGAAUUUAGGAGUAUUUAACAGGAUCGGCUGCUCAAAACUUAGAAAACAGUCUGAUUACCAGUCUAAUCUAAAAUGCUAUACUGCAGAAUUGCCCCACUUUGUACAGUGUAUAAAAAGCCACACACAGCUCUAAGGGAGAAAUUCAUCUGGAUGAAUGAAUCAACCAAACAGAAGUAAAUUUUGGCACUGAAGUAAUGACUUGUUGCUGCUUUUUUUUAAAGAGAAGUUGUAUAAAGAUACAUAAACAAUUACUGUUUGCAUCAUGCCAGACAAUUUCCUCACUCUUCAGUGUGCAUUCAAGGUAUCAGGCAACUGUCAGUGGUGCCUUCUGACUCUUGAAGAAGCACUUUAACAGUGUUUCCCGUGUAUAAGAAAAAAAAACUAGGUUGAAACUUCCUCUGUGUUUGAGUAAUAGGGUGUUCACGUGAAUAUAUUUUGUUUUUAAUCUUAGUGAGAAUUCCCCCAUCCCCUUUUUUUGGUUGUAUCAUGUUUCUUUGUAACUUUCGUAAAAACAGUCUUAUUCUGCCUCUCCUGCCCGAAUGACUUUAUUCCAUUGUAGGUUGCAUUUUUUUAGAUUGCUUUUUGUUUUCAUUCACUUGACUGUAUAAAAAUGAUGAAAUGUACUGCAGUUAAUUAGCAUUUAUUUUUUUAAUUUGGAAGAGAGUGUGUUGCAGAUACCCUCACUUCCCCUUUCCACGAUAAACUACUGUGGUCCAGCACAGAGAGCCCCUCACCGUGACUUUUUUUUUGUACACAAGGUUCAACGCUAGUAUUUUUACUUAUGAUAUGGAAGUUUCCCUCUAAAUACUUAAAUAAAAA